Messenger RNA from Populus euphratica (Euphrates poplar), 1120 nucleotides. RefSeq lists its product as uncharacterized. Bases 16 to 1047 code for a protein of 343 amino acids. NCBI's taxonomy places the organism in Eukaryota, Viridiplantae, Streptophyta, Magnoliopsida, Malpighiales, Salicaceae. Gene Ontology annotation, biological process: shoot system development; root development. The transcript is spliced from 2 exons. The record is from RefSeq and is a predicted model, not a curated record.
AAAAGAUUAAGAAAUAUGAAACCAUUAUCAAUUUUUAGAACCCUCUCCAUGGGGGUUCCUGCGAGGCUAUCGGCUUUUUCCGCAGGCGCUCCUUUGCCUAUCAUAACCCCAUUUCACCACCACCUCACGGCAGAGUUAGUAACCCUUUUACCACCACCUGUUUCUGAUCAGCAUUGGCUAUGUCAUGCCCUUGAUGCAUCAAUCAACACCCAGAAGAUAGCACUGGAGUCAGUCAAGAACACCACUAUUGGCGAUGCCUUGUAUCGACAAGAAUCAAGUCAAAAAUCCAUUGAGGAAUAUCUUGAUGGUGGCAGCAUCAAAUUGCUUGAUUCAUGCAAUGAAGUGCUGGAGAAAAUACAAGUUAUUCAUGAAUUUGUAAAGUCAUUAAAGGUAGUUUUACAUUUGCUUCAUCAAGGAAAAUGUGAGCCCAGUCCAAUAACUUCAGCUCGUGCAAGAAACAUGUUAGAAGAGACAUGUGAUGUUAUGGAAAGGAGGAUGAAUGAAGACAUGAAAAAUCACAAGUCCAGAUCAGGUUGGAGCAGCUUGAAGAAAUUAUCGAGUAGAAAAAAGCUAGCCCACUACGGUUCAGCAAACAAUCAGGAAAUGGGAGAAUUAGGUGAGAUCUUGAAAGGUUCCAAGGACGUGGCAUCAGUGGUGUGUCAAAUUCUUGGACUAGCUCUGUCAUCUAAAUCAUCAAAGCAUAGCUUAAUAACAUCUCAGUACUGUAAGCCAAUAAUCACCUCUUCUUGGUCAUGUUCUUUAAGAAAGCUGCAAAAUCAAGUGGAGAGGGAAAACAAUCACCAAGAAGGUGAAAAACGCAGCCCAGCCAUGCUCUCAGAAUUGCAACAGACAAUGGCAUUGGUAGGGGAAUUGAGGAGGAAGAAUCAUAUUGGAGCUGCGAGGCAGAGAGAGACUGUUGAGGAGUUGGAUAGAAGUUGUGGGAAAUUAGAGGAUGAGAUUAGAAUUUUAGAGAAAAGAGUGAGGGACUUGUAUAGACAUUUGGUUUCAGUUAGGAUGGCUUUAUUGGGAAUUUUGUCCCAACCCUAAAUUUUAGAGGAUAGUCUUUGAUUAUUGGUUUUUUGGAUUUUGAAGGCCCAAAAAUUGAUGUAUAGACAUACAC